UUUGCACGUGAAGCUAUCAAACAAACGGACCUCCUAAUUCUUUACACUUCGUUCCCUCCUUCAAUUCGCAAUUCCCAACUAGCACUCGUUGGUUUUCAAUUUGUUUCAUGACAAAUUCUCAGCUGUCCUCUGAAUAAAAAUUGGAACAAAAAACAAGAAUCUACUGAGCAACAUAUAUAUACAACGAACUGAACCGAACCAAAUUAAUCUCCGAUCCUCCUCUUGGCCGGAUAUAAUGAAGAAGCAAGGUUGUGAAGUUGAAGCGUUGGGCAUCAGCUACGCAAUCUCCACUCACCAAAAACACCAUCGCCGCCGCCAUUUCAAGCUCUUCAGCAGAGAUGAAGAAGAGAAAUUAGCCGGGGGAGUUCGUGUUGUAUUGAAGGAUGUGAGCUGCCACGCGAAGCCGUGGGAGAUUCUUGCGAUCGUUGGCCCCAGCGGCGCCGGGAAGUCGUCGUUGCUGGAGAUCCUCGCCGGGAAAAUACAGCCCCAGAGUGGUUUAAUACGGUUGAACCAGAAGCCGGUGGAUAAAGCGAGGUUCCAGAAGCUUUCGGGGUAUGUGACGCAGAGGGAUACAUUGUUUCCCCUGCUCACCGUCGAAGAAACGCUGACGUUCACUGCAAAGCUCCGGCUGAGGCUGCCUGUACCGGAGCUGGGAUCACGGGUGACUCAGUUGAUCGAAGAACUCGGGUUGAGUCACGUGGCGGGAGCUCGGGUUGGCGACACGGACAGGAUCCGGGGGAUUUCCGGCGGCGAGAGGCGGCGCGUGUCCAUUGGCGUGGAGGUGAUCCAUGACCCUAAGGUUGUGAUUCUUGACGAGCCUACUUCAGGGCUUGAUAGCACUUCGGCACUGCAAAUUAUCGACAUGCUUAAACUCAUGGCGGAAAGGCGUGGCAGAACCAUAAUUCUGAGCAUUCAUCAGCCUGGAUUUAGAAUCAUGAAGCUUUUCAACUCAAUCCUGUUAUUAGCUAACGGCUCCUCUCUGCACCACGGCACGGUUGAGCAGCUUAGUACCAGGCUCAGGCUGCUGGGGUUGCACCCUCCUCUCCAUGUCAACGUCCUCGAAUUUGCAAUCGAUUCCAUUGAAGCAAUAAUCCAAGAAGAAGAAAAAAGCCCAUCAACUCCGAACAACAAAGCGGGGGAUGAAGAACAACUGUUGCACUUACGUUGUGGGGAGAGCAAAACAGGCAAUUUUACUCUGCAACAGCUGUUUCAGCAAUCCAAGGUGGUCGACCAGGAAGCUAUAGAAGUUGUGAGCAAGGAUUUGGAUUUGGUGGAGGAGAGUUUUGCCAAUUCCAGGAUGAGAGAGACAAUGAUCCUCACGCACAGAUUCUGGAAAAACAUCUACAGAACAAAGGAGUUGUUCGCUUUGAGGAGUGUUCAGAUGGUGGUAUCAGGGCUUGUCCUGGGAUCAAUCUUUUACAACCUGAAAGAGGAUUUUGUGGGAGCAGUGGAAAGGGUAGGCCUGUUUGCAUUCAUCUUGACAUUUCUGCUAUCAAGCACAACAGAGGCUCUCCCAAUAUUCUUGCAGGAGAGGGAGAUACUAAUGAAAGAGACUUCCAGCGGGAGCUACAGAGUCUCCUCCUACGCCAUAGCCAACGCCCUCGUCUACCUCCCAUUUCUGCUCAUUCUUGCACUCCUCUUCUCUCUCCCACUCUACUGGCUGGUAGGGCUAAACCCCCAUUUCACACCCUACCUCCACUUCUUGCUACUCAUAUGGCUCAUCCUCUACACUGCAAAUUCAGUGGUGGUGUGUUUCAGCGCUCUGGUCCCAAAUUUCAUCAUUGGGAACUCACUCAUCUCUGCAGUGAUGGGCUCCUUCUUCCUGUUCUCUGGCUACUUUGUGUCCAAGCAUGGGAUACCAAAUUACUGGAUUUUCAUGCACUACAUAUCCCUGUUUAAGUACCCAUUUGAAGGGUUCUUGAUUAAUGAGUUCUCAGGGUCCAACAAGUGCCUGCAAUACAUGUUUGGGAAAUGUAUGGUGAGUGGGGAAAAGCUGAUCAGAGAGGAAGGGUAUGGAGAAGAGAGCAGAUGGAGGAAUGUGCUCAUCAUGCUCUGCUUCAUAUUGCUUUACAGAUUCAUUUCCUAUGUUAUUCUCAGGUUUAGGUGUUCCCAAGGAGGGAUUCUAUCUCAUUCCAAGAUAAUCAUCCAUCAUAGGUGAUCAUCAUCAAUCUCUUCCUACCUAAAUACUACUUACCCUACAAUGUUUUUCUUUUUAGGUGAAAUCAGAACAAUCUGUUCUGUAUAUGUUUAAAUGUCAUGAAAACUACGGAGUAUUACAUAAACAAAUAAUGGAAGAAAACUUGUGAGAUUGAUAAUCA
Molecule: messenger RNA, 2318 nt
Organism: Ipomoea triloba (trilobed morning glory)
Lineage: Eukaryota; Viridiplantae; Streptophyta; Magnoliopsida; Solanales; Convolvulaceae
Product: ABC transporter G family member 5
Exons: 1
Coding region: 236-2158 (640 amino acids)
Cellular component (GO): membrane
Molecular function (GO): ATP hydrolysis activity; ABC-type transporter activity; ATP binding
Source: RefSeq, a predicted model, not a curated record